This is a messenger RNA of Peronospora farinosa, 1599 nucleotides long. The record is from the annotation of a GenBank genome assembly. NCBI's taxonomy places the organism in Eukaryota, Oomycota, Peronosporomycetes, Peronosporales, Peronosporaceae.
AUGACGCCGCACCGAGAAGACUUGUUCGACUACAAAAACCUAGUGACAAGCAUUGAGGUGACCAUCGCGGAUGGAAAGAAGAUCCGUGUGGUAGGAACCGGGUCGGUGCGCUUAACGGGCAUUAACGGCAAGCGCAUUCGGAUGUUAGACGUUCUCCUCAUCCCUGGCCUGGAUCGACGACUACUAUCGGUAGGCAAGCUUGCAGAACGCGGACUCAAUGUUGAGUUCGAGCGCACAUCAUGUAUCAUUUGGAACAUAAACCAAGCCACCGCCUCGGGGAAAAAGGUCGGCAAGGCCUACAUACUAGAAUGUCAGCAGGAAACGGCGCGAUACGUGGAAUAUUCGGACGUCGAUAGCAAUUAUGAUCUUUGGCACGCUCGUAUGGGUCACUUGAACAAGGACGCGCUGGAAAAGACGCAGCGUGUGACGACUGGUAUUCCAAUUACCAAUUUCAAGACGAAGGCGCUAUCUAGUGGAUGCUUGAAAGGCAAGCAAACGGUGACACAAUUCCCAUCUCAUUCACAGACGAAGACGUCCCGUGUUCUGGAACUUGUGCACACGGACUUAAUGGGACCGAUGAAGACGAGAUCAAUAGGUGGCGCAAAGUAUGUGCUUAACUUCGUUGACGACUACUCGAAGUACGUUGUGGAAAACUUCCUUAAGAAGAAGAGCGAAGUGCCGAGAAGAUUUGAGUCUUUCAAGACCAUGUACGAGAAUCAGUGGGGAGAGCGCAUCAAGUGUCUACGCUCUGACAACGGCACUGAGUUUGUAAACAAGGCCAUGGAUACAUUUUGUCAGCGUAACGGAAUUGUUCAUCAAAAGACUGUGCCAUACAGCCCUCAACAAAAUGGAGUGGCUGAGCGGAUGAACCGAACGAUUAUGGAGAAGGCACGGAGCAUGAUGCACUACAAGGGUGUAUCUACUUCCUGGUGGGCAGAGGCAGUUAGCACGUUAGUGUACUUAAUUAACCGGACAACAAACAGCAAACACACUGACGCGACUCCAUACGCGAUAGGAUUUAAGAUGAAGCCUCGACUGGACCACUUGCGAGUGUUUGGAUCAAUUGGUUAUGCUCAUGUCGACGACGCUAAGCGCACCAAGCUCGAGCCAAAAAAAUAUAAGUGUAUGUUCCUUGGCUAUGGGGACAAUACGAAGGGCUAUCGCGUCUAUGAUCUGGAGCUAAAUAAAGUCAAGAUGUCAAGAUCAGUAAAGCUCGACGAACGCGAGGUGAAUGGAAUUUAUAGAACGUCGAUGACAGAAAAGACUGAAGUCAUUAACGUGAUAGAGGACAUCGACGAAGUGGCUCAGCCUGAAAAUGAGAAGGAAUCUCCUGUGGAGGAUGAACCAAUGGAAUCGACAGCGGACCCAUUUGAAGACGUCGAGAUGCAAGAAGAUGAACAUGAGCCUAUGUCAUCAGGAAGAGAAUUAACGACAUAUCAUCGGGUACAUGAGUCAACAGCAAACGGUGACAUGGUAUUCAGGCCCGAAAGGGAACGAUCUCGACCGACGAUGAUCCUGACAAUGACGAUCAUUUCUAUCCGCCGUCACCCAAACGACCUCGUAUUGAUAAAGUUAACCUACUUGCAGAAGCUGUACUAG